Molecule: messenger RNA, 663 nt
Organism: Drosophila guanche
Lineage: Eukaryota; Metazoa; Arthropoda; Insecta; Diptera; Drosophilidae
Exons: 2
Coding region: 36-629 (197 amino acids)
Source: RefSeq, a predicted model, not a curated record
AGUCACACUUCAUUUACCAAGCUGUUCGCGUCAAAAUGUUCUUCAAAACUUCGACUCUCCUGCUGGCCCUCGUCGCCUUGGCCGCCGCAGCGCCCAUCUCCGGGAUCGCUCCAUCAGCUAGCCUCAUCGACUUCAUGAUGCAUGCGCAGAGUCUGCGAACGGCCACCACCCUCAACAUGAACUGCUUCGACUGGUACCUGCCCAUCCUGAAGGGACACUCUGACCAGUACGAGGAAGAUUACAAGGUCUGCGUCGAAAAGUUCAAUGCCGCCAAAUGGCUGAUCGACAGCAAUUAUGGCAUCGCCCGUAAUGGAAUCACCUCAAAUGCCAAGGAGACCUGCGACGCCCUGAUGCGUUGCGAGUACGAGAAGGAAAACACAAAGGCCUUCGAGUGCUAUUCCAAGACCGCUCCCGAGUAUUCUGUUAUUCUGAAUACCAUCGGCAAUAACGCGACUGACCUCAACAAACAGCUCAUCGGAGAGCUAGCUCUCAUUGACUUCGAUCUCGAUUUCUGCCAAACUACGGCCGAGAGGGUAUACAAGGAGGACUCUGCCGCCAGCUUUGAGGAGUUGAAUGCCUGCUUGGAGGACGGUAACUGGUCCCAACCCACCACCACUGUGUCCAAUUGAAGAAGUGUUGGCGAUAGCUUCAUAAAAAAGAGCC